Molecule: messenger RNA, 6930 nt
Organism: Paramecium tetraurelia
Lineage: Eukaryota; Ciliophora; Oligohymenophorea; Peniculida; Parameciidae
Exons: 4
Biological process (GO): regulation of translation; cellular response to amino acid starvation
Cellular component (GO): cytosol
Molecular function (GO): protein kinase regulator activity
Source: RefSeq, a predicted model, not a curated record
AUGGAGUAACUUGAUUAUGAAGAACUGCUAUAACGAUUUCGAUAUUCCUACAUUAAGCCUAAUUCUUAAUUGAGAUACUAUUUAUAAUCUCUUCCCUCAGAGUAAUACCCUGAUUUAUUCCAAAAGAUUGAAAACUUAAAUUAUGAGUCUCAAAAAGUCAAAAGAUUGCUGAGAAUGCUUCACAAACCGCAUUAAACCCCUCAAUAUUUCCAACUUAAAUUGAAGCAUAAGUUAAAAAUCAAUGAAACUGCGCCCCUCGAAGUUGUCGACUUCAAUAAGAAAAACACAUUAAUUUUAGCAUCCCAACAAUAAGGUUAAUAAUUAUUUGAUAGAUUAAAGGAAGAGUUUUUUGUUGACUCCAAAAUAAGAAAGAGCGAUUCACUCACAUUCAAAAAUCAAUAUUAUAAGGCAUUAUAGGAUAAUUUAACUAAUCAAUGCCUUGAAUAAUGUCUGCGACUUCUUAAGAGAUCAGAAUAAAAUCUGGACACCCUCUAAAUUGUGCUCAGUGAAUUAGUUGACACCUAAUACGAUAUUACUCCAUAAUUAGGAGCAAUUCAUAAUGCAUUGUCUGAGUUUAUUAAGAAUGAUCUAUCGAUCACUUGCUUGAAAUUAGCACAUUCUUGUGUAAGAGGGGAUUUAACUGUUGCAGUUUAAUUCGUGGCUAAGAUGACUUAGGGUAUUCAUGAUGAGAAUAGAAAAUUUGCGUUUCUUGGUACUCUUCCUCAUAAGUGCCAAAAGUAAGUUGAUAUCAUAUAUAAUUUGGCCACAAUUCUGAAUGAUGAUUAAAAAGUAUUUGAUUUGAUUGCACGAAUGCGAGAUCUUUAAGUUCCUUUGGGUAAUUGGGUUCACCUAAAGAAGUUAUUAAACAUCAAUAAGUACACGAAUACCUUUGUCUCACUUUUGGUUGUGGAUUGGCUAUUGGAGAAGAAAUAUGAAUCGAAUAGUAAAGACUUGGAAUCCAUUAUGGAAUAGAUUAUUAGUGGAUUAGCUGCAAAUUUUAAGAACUUUGCUAAAGUAAUUACAUAGCCAGUCAUGUUUUUAGCUCAAUUGAAAUGUGUUGUUUUAUAUGCACUGUUCUGUGAAGAUGAUGCUCCAGCCAAAUUGAUGAUCGCAAUUAAUGAAAAUCUGAAUAAACACACAGAGAUCUUCAACCCAAAGAGUCAUUUGUGUUAAUUAAAGUAUUUGAUUUCACCAUCAUGUUAAAAUGAGAGUUAGUUAUUCUUGGAUUGUUUAUUUUUGUAUUAAGCAAUCACAUUUGAUGAGAAGGAUCAAUUCAAUUAUAUAUUGCCAUUGAUCAUCUUGAUAGCAUUCAGCAGUAGAGUUAAAAAUAGUGUGAAUGUCAAGCAAUCUCUAAAACUAUUAACACCAUUCAAAUCAAUCGAAAUCAAUGUGCUCUACAAUAAAAUAUUUAAGGCUUUGCAUGAAUUUCUGUAUUAUGUCAACCCCCACUAAGGAGAAGGAAUCAAUUUCAGGAAGGAUAGAUUGAUACACUUCGUUAGAUUUAUCAUGGUUCAAAUUGGAAACACCCACAUUAAAUAACCCAAGUACAUUUACACUACCUUUUCUCAUGCAUUUAUUUCUCAAUUUCAAUUUAAGCUACCAAAAUAUGAAGUCAAUGUGAAUCCCCUGAGUUGGUUUACCAAUCGCGGAUUAAUGAGCAAUAACCCUUACACAGUUCAAUCUACAGUUAAUUAUUGCAGACUCCUGGUUGAGUAAGGAUACUUCAAUUAAAUUGUUUAACCCAUUCAAGAAUGGUUUAAUCCAUUGAACAUUAACAGAUUAAACAGUAUAGAUCACUUAGAUGAAUAAUUGUAGUAGGUUGAAAUCGAAUCCUACGACCAUACAGCUUUAUAGCAAUCCGGAUUGAAAUUGAUGACUGACGAUAAGCCAGUAGACGAAGCUGAAUUACAAUUGUAGCAAGAACUAAAAAAGUUUGAAAGCAAUAACCUAGUUCUAAUGGAUGAAGGAGAAGAAAAGUAACAAAUGUUAUUGAAAUAAAAGAAUAAGUUGUGUCAAAAAUACUUAUUGUGCUUACAAUUAUUUGAAGGACUUCUUCACACUAAGGCCAAAGAGUAAUUCAUCACAAAAUACUUUGAUAAGAUAUCUGCCUUCACUAAAGAAAUGUCCACUAGAUAUGACAGUUGUAUGUUCCUACUAAAGUAUUUUGAGACUAUUCCCUUGUUACAGCAAUUCAAGUGGCCUCUCACUUACUUCUUCUUGGAACGCAGUUUGAAUUCCAUCCCCAAUGAUGUCACACUAGAAAAAAUCCAUUAAUUUCAAGAUUGCCUUAUGAAAAACAUCAAAAACCCACCCAUCCAUCUAAUUCAUUUGAUGAACCUCUACAUUAUCAACCAAAAUUCAUUUACUUAGACUACCAAGUUUAAGGCUUUUGCCAUCAUUCUGAAAUAUAAGGAGUAAUUGCCAAUUGCUGAAUACUUUACACCCUUUGUUCACAAUAUCAACAUUUGUGGACAUGCCAAGAAUGCAGAUUAAGUGUUGUAACUGAUCUUUAACAAAGACAGUGAUGAACAUUAUCAAUUAUUCUUUAAUAACAUUUUUAAUCUUGUGCCAGAAGCCUAAAAUCUAAUUUUGAGAACAAUACCUAAUUUACCAGAUAACUUUGACAUUCAUAUCAAAGUCAGAGUGUUGGCUCAAUUCGAAGAAACAAAAGUGGCUGCCCUACCCUUUGUGGAUAAGGAGUUUAAGGUAUUGAACUAAAUCCAAAGAUGGGACCUUGUGGGAUUCUUGAAGAAGUAUCCAAGGGAACAUAGUGAAAUCAUGAUCAAUUUAUUAAAUGACGUCAAUGGAUUCCCAGAGAUGAUACUGUAAGCAGCAUCUAAGUUGAUUGUUGAUUAGCAAUUAUAAGAAGAAUAAUUGGAAUUCUUCCCCCAAUUCGUUAGUAAGUAAUUAAACACAUACCCUAAACAAUUAAUUGGCAAGACCAUUGAUUUGUUAAUUCAAUAUUCAUCUACUCCAGAAAGAUAAAAUUUAGCUGUGCUCUGUAGGGAGGCUGGAGUCUAAUUAAUCAGAAGUGUAGGUAAAGAAAACUCUAAUGAUAUCUUGAAUCAAAUUGAAAACCAUCUCCAAUCCAAAAAUACCUGUGCUUCUAUACGGGCCAUAACGUUUUUGGGUGUCUUGUCUUCGUUUUUACAAGGACACAACUAAGUGAAAACUUAAGAAUAGAUUGUCUAAUUGUUUAGAAGCAGUGACAACGAUUCAUAAUUGGAAUUAGCUCGUUCAUUAUAAGAAUUAUUGAAUCUGUUCCCAGAUACUGAAAAUUUAGUUAAAGAAUUAUUGAGAACUAACAAGUAAGAGAAGGAUGAGAAAGUAAAGAGAGGAAAUGCUUAUAUGAUAGCAGGAUUAAUAAAAGGUUUGGGUAUAGAAAUGGUGGAGCAGUUGGGUAUUUUGGAUUUAUUGGAAGUGAAAGAUAGAAAGGAGACUCUAGAGGAUAAGUUUAAUGUUCUCAUAUAAUUACAAGCAUUGAUUGAGUUAUUUUAGAAGACAUUAGAACCAUAUGUGGAGAAAGUUAUGGAGUUGCUGAUUAAGUAUUUUGGAGAAGGAAAAGUGGAAGUGCGUAACUUAGCCAUGGCGAAUGCAAAUAGAUUAUUGUAAUCUCUCUCGAGUUAUGGUGUUAAGAUUGUGCUUCAAAAAUUACUCGAGGUUCUGGAUUCAGAUACUCAAUGGAGAGUGAAAGUGGCCAUCAUUUGGGCAUUAGGCCAUUUGGCACAUUGCUCACCAAAACAAUUGUCAAGUUGUCUUCCUUAGAUUGUCAAUUCCAUCUCCAAAGCAAUUUCUGAUACUCAUCCUGAUGUAAAAGCAGAAGCCAAUAAAUCAUUGAAUGAAAUAGGAUCGACCAUUAAGAAUCCUGAAAUUUCAAGUAUUGCAGACAUACUCAUCAUUUCAUUAUCCAAUCCCUAUGAUGAAAAUUUAAGAGGACUAUCAGUAGUAUUGGAAACAAAGUUCAGACAUUACAUCGAUGCUCCAGCCAUGUCAUUAUUGAUUCCCAUCAUCGAUUAUGGUCUCAGAGCAUAGGAUAGUAAUUAAAGAAGACAAGCUUCUAUUUUAAUAGGAGGAUUACCUCAUCUUAUCUAGAAGAGUGAUGAUCUAGUACCAUAUAUGAAUUUAAUUGUGGGUGGAUUGGAGGUAGUGAUAGGGGAUCCGCUGUUAGAAGUCAGGACAAUUGCAGCAAAGGCAAUAGGUCAAGUAUCCAAAAAGAUCGGAAUUGAAUAUACUAAGACCUUCUUUAAAUUCAUAUGGGAUGUAUUAGAGAAUAAGGAGGCUAGUUCGAAUAAGAGAUCUGGUGCAGCUCAUGCAUUUGCUGAGAUUUCUUGUAUUCAUGGAGAUAACUAUUUGGAGGACCAAUUAAAAUUUAUUUUCAGUUAGAUUCAGAGACCAGAAAUAUUUGUUAAGGAAGGGUAUAUUGGGAUAUUUAUUUAUAUUCCAAGCAUUUUAUAAUAGAAAUUUGAAAAUUAUGUGAAGGACAUAAUUGAGAAUGUUUAUGAAUGUGUUAGUCAUGAAGAUGAGGUGGUAAGUAGUAUCACAUUAAGAGUGUUGAAGAUUUUAAUUAAGAAUUUUUGUAUUUUAUAGAAUGAAUUAUUGUAUCUAUCAUUGACAGAGAAUAUGUUAAAUGAGGAUGCCAAAAAACGAAAUGCAGGAACUAUUUUGAGUGGGGAAAUGCUCAAAAUGACUCAGAAGUAUGUGUUUGCUCAAUUGAACAAUCCAGAUAGUCUCCAGUACAUCAACAUCGAUCUAUAUUAUAUGAAUCUAAUGACAUUAUACACCAUGUAAUAAGAUGUCACAGAUGUUGUCAGAUAAAAUGCAGUGGCUAUUUGGAUGGAAUAUAUAGAUAACACUCCCAAAACUUUGAAGAGUGGAUUGAAACAAUAUGUUAUUUAAUUGUGUAAUAUUAUGAGUAGAGAAAGUGUUGUGUAAAAUGGUAUCAACACUAUCAGAAAUUUCUGUGAAAAGUAUGGUGAGACUUAGAUGAAUGAAGCAUUCAAUCAUUUAGGCUAUGUCCUAUAGAAUUACUAAGAUAAUUUAUCAUUAGUCAAGGGGGCUUAUUCUGUAUUGAAUCAGAUUUAUAUUCAUAUCUCUUUGAAUAUCGCUACAAGAUAUAGAGAUCAAUUUAUUGAAUUUUCAAGAUUAUACAUCUUCUGCAAAGAUAACCUGAUUAAAUCGUAAUUGUUUUAAUCAAUUGGUUCAAUGAUCAAUAAGGUUAAAUAGACUACUUUUGUGGAAAUGAUCAUUGAACCAUAUUUGAUUGACUUAUCUAAUAUGAGUGAACUUGAUCCUCGGUAUUCUGGCUAUUUAGAAGUGUUCUCCAGGUUGUGCUCAUUGAAUUAAACUCUAAUAUAGCAUUAUUUGAUGGUGUUGAUUUUGGUACCACCACUACAUCAAUUCAAAAUUGAUAUUCUCACUAAUAAUGCAUCCACCUUCGCUAGUGUCAUGUAUAAACAGUGUGAUAACAAAAUACCGAUCCAGAUAUUGUUUAAUGAUCUCUAUUCAUGUGCUGAUUUCAACGAUCAUAACGAAUGGAAUGAUAGGACUGAAUCUCUCCUGUAUUGUAUUCAAUAAUUGAGUAUUCACAUCAAAUCUGAUAUUGAAAAUUCCUUAACAAUAUUUGUAGAAGAUAUUCUUCGACAAUUAUAAACUAAAAGUAAACCAAUCUUUGAAUCUGAAACACAGCCUACUGAUUAUAAACAUUCUCUUAUUCCAUUAGAAGUGUUGUAAUACUUCUUGUAAAAUACAUCUGAGGAUCAUCAACAAUUCUCUCAAGCUAUUAUCGAGAAGGUAGCUCCUUUCUUAUAUUUGUAAUCAGCUAACCUUUCCAAGCAAUAACUUGAGAAAUUCUAUAAUUUAGCCAACAAAAUCAUCUACGCAAUUAAUAACACAUUAGAUAAGCAAUAUCAUUUCGAUAAUAUGCGUAACCUACACACUUGUUUCACGAAUCGAAUCCACAUCCAUCAGAUACCUAGUCUGAACACCUAAGAUGGUGCUGGAAUAGAACCCUAUGUUUCAAUGCUCAUCGAUUGCUUUGUGUUUGGCAAAGAGGAGAUGUUCAAGUAUGCCUUCGACUUUAUGAAAAUACUAAUAAGAUUCACUGAAGAACAGUAACUUUAAAUCUACAUUCUCAAAUUGGUCGGCUCUCUUAUACGCAUCCUGAAUUACAAGGGCAAUACUGAACUCAAGGUGCUGGCCUUGCAAUUGGUGCAUUUAUCCCAAGAGAAAGGACUUGAUAUUUCAAAGUUUAAGUCACAAUUAACUAUUACUUAUGAGAAACUAAUUAUCGACAUCAACUAAAUAGACGGAGGAUUGAAACAACUAUCGAAGAGUUAUAGUUAAUUCCUUUAAUGGCAUGAUAAAAAAGAUCUGCUUCUGAAUUAGCUUUUUAACAAGGGUGUUUAAAGCGUUAUUUAGGAGGCUCGAGAAUGCCAUUUGAAAAUAGUUAAGAAGGCAAUCAAGGAUCAACAAGAAUAGAUUUAUUCCUCUGCUGUUUUGGAAAGGUUCUUCUCUCUCUCUAAAUAAUAUUUUGAGAAGUGCAUUCAAACUGAAACAUUCGAUCUUGCUUCUCCUUGUGAAUUGAAUCGUCUAGGUAUCUAUAUCAAUUAUAUUCGCUUAGCUCAUAUCCUUGCCUUAACAUACACUUAUACUAAUAAAAACAACAAAGAGUAAUAUGUACAGAAGUACAUUAAAUUUGAUCAAUAUGGUAUACUUUUAAGAUUGCAAUUUGUCAGAUAUUAAAUGAAAGAACUAAUACCUGACACAAUCACUUAUGCUGUCCAAUAAAUCAAUACUAAUGAAAACAUGCCUUAUGUUCUAUAAUUACUGAAAACUUUAAGGAAAUUCCCCAAUACUUAUGUUAAACAAUAAUUAAAACCGAAAUUCUAGGAGGGUUCACAAAUUUUAUAUGCGUUAUCAAGAUUAUUAUGA